This is a messenger RNA of Auanema sp. JU1783, 396 nucleotides long. The record is from the annotation of a GenBank genome assembly. Lineage: Eukaryota; Metazoa; Nematoda; Chromadorea; Rhabditida; Rhabditidae.
AUGAUUGGUCCUUUCGCUAGCCCAUUCAAAAUCUCGAAGAACAUGCUCCCGAAACCUUAUAGACAUCCCUGCGAUCCUAACCAUGCUGAAUACCCUAAGAAGUGCGAAGAAAACAAAGCUAGGGUACGAUUGGAAAAAGUUAAAAAAAGAGAGUUUUUUUGCAAGGUUUAUAAAAUAUGCAUAGAAUACUCUGAAGGAACUCUGAUGUUAAAUGUUCAUCAGUUUUGGCGAGCUAGGGAAUUGGUUCCUCACUAUCAAUCUUCUCUACCUUUCCCGACAAGAACAAUUCACGAUAUAGUUCGUCAUUGGCAUGGAGCAGACAGGUCAAACCCUCUUUGGUGGCAACCUCACCAUUAUGCGAAACUAGCUACAACUACAAUAGAUCCUAUUAUGUAG